Messenger RNA from Trichobilharzia regenti, 921 nucleotides. NCBI's taxonomy places the organism in Eukaryota, Metazoa, Platyhelminthes, Trematoda, Strigeidida, Schistosomatidae. The record is from the annotation of a GenBank genome assembly.
AUGGCUUUUAGAAAGUAUCCCGCAAAGUUUGUGGGAUACGCUACAGUUUUAAAUGAUGUAUACAGCUGUUUCGGUUGGAUCAUCAUCUUUACCAAGCAAAUGUUAGAAGAACGAUUGCAUUUAGAGUUAGAAAAUUUGAAAACUGAUCUGACAGCAACUGUUCAGCAGUUGGAUGCAAAAACACAAGCCGUUUCUAUUUUAAACGCAUCACUAGAAAAAUGCAAAAAAGAAAAAAACGAGUUUAAAAAAAUGGCUGAGCAGGUAAUGAACCGGUAUCAGAUACUUAAACGAACUGUCAUGGAGUGCGAUAAUGAUGAGUAUUCUAAUCAUGACAUGAUGCAUUUAUCGACCAAACAGCUGGCAUCGUUAUUAGUCGAAAGUCGAGAAGCUAACAAAGGAUUAGAACAUGAACUGAUGAACUCUAAACGAAAAAUUGGGGAGCUCCAAGGCGAUAUUAAAGUACUGAGAAAACAGCUGAGAGACCGUUCAUUAGAGAAUCGUUCAAAAGCAGAUACCAAAGUUUGCGGAGAUGAUCGUCAAAGUUAUGUAACACAGUUAGAGGAACUUACCUUCCAGCUUUCAGAAGUCAAACGUGAACUGAGUAGGUGCCUUGAUGAAAAACAAGAGAUUGCAACUGAGCGAGACAUCUAUCGUAACAAGUGUGACAGAUUAAACAAUGAACUGAAUUACAUUUUAAGUGGCGAUGAACGAAAGAUUGUGGAUAUUGACACGUUGAUUACUGAAAGCAAAGUACUGAAGGAUCGAAUUGAAUCAUUGGAAAUAGAGAAGUCUUUAGCUUUGAAUACAGUCAAUAAAUACAAGAAACUUUUAGAUCGAAAAGCGUCAAAACAUUCAUCAGUUAGCAGUGAAAGUUGUAUUACACCUGCAGCAUCACCUCAACAUCAAGAGAAAACAAUAUGA